UAACCAUAACAACGCGACUCAAUAAACAAAUGCCACACACAUACACACUCAUACACACACACAUCAAGACACCCUGAGACUUAAUGCGGCUAUUCAAAUAAUAGUAACUACAAAAAUAGAACAGACACACACUCAACACGGUGGUACAACCCUCGCGGAAUUGUGUCAAUAGUCAGAUACACCCCAAAAAUAAAGUGCAGCCAGUUGAGCGAGGACUUCGAAAGGAAACGCACUUAGCUCUGCGAUCGAAACGAUGUUUCCACAGGCCGAAUUGGAGAAUUACAAAUUGCAGGUUGAACUGCUGCAGGAGAAAUUGCAACGCAGUGAGGACAAUCGCCAGCAAUUGGAGCACAAACUGGACAAAGUUCUACAAAAGCGUCACGAACUUGAUAAAUCUGUGCGUCAGCGGAACCGUCAAAAGUAUCAAGAAUUUCUCGAUGAGCAGAGCAAACGUAAUGAGAGGAACAGAAAGUUAGUCCAAAUGCUGGAACGUGUCGAUGAACAAACGGCCAUCAUGUCACAGCGUAGUGAACGGCUUAAAAUGAUGAAGCUGCAAUAUCAAAUGUACUUUGCGAAAUUGGUACAGAAUCAAACAUUGCGUUGCAUACAGCACACACAGGUGCCUCCAGGUGUUGUGGCAGCUGCUGGUGUUGGCAUGGGCGUUGGCGUUGGCGUCGGUGGGGGGAAUAUGGCGACGAUUCCUGUGAUAUUGCAACCGCAGGCCAAUGCUGGACAGGCGACAACUGCAGGUGGAGUAACUGGACAGCCAUGGACAUUUGCCGCCAUGCCAUUUGGCCAGCCUCAACAGGCGGUGUUAACACCACAGUUUGCCACACCAACUACAACUGUCAUGCCAUCUGCUCCUGCUCCGGCUACCGCUGCCGCUGCUGCUGCUCCUCCUCCUCAUCUUCAUCCGCAUCAUUCUUCUAUGCAGGCAACCCAGCCCAUAUAUUAUCCUGAGCUUUAUGGUGGAGUCCCAUUGGCCACUUCCAACUUGUUUGAUCUGCGCGCCACAUUGCGCGCCUUUGAUAAUGAGAAUGCCGAUUUGCCCGACCGAAUGGCAACACGCUUCAAUAUGGAAGCAGCAUCUGAAGCGCUGACAGGUGAUUAUCGGCCUGAGCCACUCCCAACUACAGUAGCAACACCAACAACAACCGCCUCCUCCUCGGAUACAGGCAGAGACAAAGGUGUGCGGCAACUGAGCAGCACAUCCUCAACUCUGGCCACAUCCUCGUUGACAUUUGAUAAAUUGCCAAAGACGUCGUCGCCCACGCUAACCCUGACUGAGUUGCCGCCUGCGACUGGCUUUACUCCUGGUCCUGGUUCUAGCUUUGGCCCUGGUUCUGGGCAACCGCAAAUGCCACCACACUCCGAUCGACUCGAGGAACACAACCAACAACAACAGCAAGCUGCCUGGACAAAUUCACGCGUGACUAAAGUCGAGCAUGAAAAAUCACCAAAUGUCGUUGGCCAUAAUGAGCAGCCAGCAGGACUAGGACCAGGCCAACAGCAUCAGCAACAGCAGCCGCAGUCGAACAAUUUUCAAGCAUACUUUAGUGAGAUGAAAAUCGAUGAGCCAACCGAAGAUAAACGUGAACUAAACGUGCGUACGGGAAUGGGAACGGGCAUGGGAAUGGGAAUGGGUAUGGGUACGACAAGACCUACCGAACUUGGCAUCAGCAACGAUUUGCUUGAGGAAGUAAAAGCCAGUCGAGCGGCUUUAGAGAUGGCAGCGGCUGCGGUUGAUGAGCAGCUAGCUAGAGGUAAUCAAUUGUCGCCACCCUCUGCUGGUGGUGGUGGUGGUGGCCUCAUGGACGAGUUAAAACCAGAGGCUCGUCUGUCGAUUGAGAAUAUUGAAAAUGCCAUUUACGGUGAACGUUUGACAGCAGCAGCGGCAACGCAUCCGCCACCCACGCAGGGAUUAUUGGAAAAUUUGGUGACCAACAAGCGGACGUCAGAGAAAGGAGAGAGGGAGAGGGAGAGAAAUGCUGCUGAUACUGCGGUGGCUGGACUGGCUGAACCCCUCGAUUAUGGGCAAUAUGAAACGGCCGGUUAUAGCGAACCAAUGGAACCAAUUUAUGCCAGCAUCGAUUCGAACCAACAGCCUGCUGUUGAAGCUGUUCCUACUCCUGCUGCUGCUGCUGCUGGGGCAACUGUCGAGCCGCUUUACAGUGAAAUCGGAAAUCCCACAGACUAUCAACAGUAUGGAGCGGAAGGCAAUGCUGCCGCAUCGGUAGCAGCUGAAACUGCCGCCUCAGAGGCCUCAGUGUCCGCGCAAGAAUACUCGAAUAUUGAUUAUGGUAACUAUGAGACAGACCAGUAUGCCGCUGCCGGCUAUGAUCCCAAUGCCUAUCCGGGCUACAUAUACGAUGAGGCAACUGGCCAAUAUAUAGCCGAUCCCAAUGCUGGGCCAUAUGCGGCGGAUGGCAGCUAUGCUGGCCAGGAAUACGAUGCGAAUGUUGCGAAUUAUGACUACAAUGCUUAUGCUGAACAGCAACAGCAGCAGCAACAGCAACAACAAUUACUCGGUGAGCAACAGGAAGGCUAUCCUAUGACUGAAAACACAAACAACCAACUACAAACUGAGAUGGAGUCAAGCCAACCACCAGCAACAACAACACCUCCAGCCAUCGCCACCCCCACCAACAGCAAUGAGGCGACUGUUAGUAGUCCUCCAGUUGCCGCCUCCAAACCGCCUGUCAAACCCACAUCGAUACUCUCGUCGACAGACAAACAAGUGCCGACUAAUGAUGCGCAGCAGCAGCUAAAGAAGAAGAAGCGCGUUAAUUUUGUUGACAGCAGCGAAACGGAUGAUAGCUCAAGCGCGAAACCAGCGCCGCCGGUUGCUGUGACUCCAUCAUCAUCAGCAUCACCAUCAGCAUCGGCAGCAACGGGAGCAGCUCCAUCUCAGCCGGCUCCAGUUCAAGCUCCCGCUUCUGCAUCAACUCCUGUCAUGGAAGGAGGAGCAGGAGUUACUGCUGCUGGUGGAACGGGUGCUGGCAGCGAGAGUGAUUUCGAUUUCUCAACAGGCAGCGAGGCGAAGAAUUAGAACAAGUUGAUCACAACAAAAAACACACAGGAAAAGAAGGAAAAGGAGAAUUUCAAGCUCUAAUUUGCUGCCAUUUGGGUUAACCAAUGGAGCAACCAAUCGAGCAUUUCCAUUCAAAGUGACCGCUUUCAAUUUAUUGCCAUUGCAUUUCUCUCUCUCUCUCUCUCUUUCUCUCCUUCGCUUUUGCUCUCUUUCUUGUGUCGUGGAGUAAAACGAAGUAAAUGAAAACUUUCCCGCUUAUUGGAAACUCUAAAUAAAUAAAAAAGGAAGACUAUUUCAACUUUUUCUCAUUCUCUUCAGGAUGAGGUGAUUGAACGCGCAUUUU
Molecule: messenger RNA, 3374 nt
Organism: Drosophila willistoni
Lineage: Eukaryota; Metazoa; Arthropoda; Insecta; Diptera; Drosophilidae
Exons: 4
Coding region: 254-3049 (931 amino acids)
Cellular component (GO): Set1C/COMPASS complex
Source: RefSeq, a predicted model, not a curated record